Manihot esculenta (cassava) is the source of this 2182-nucleotide messenger RNA. Its product is annotated as nuclear transport factor 2. Lineage: Eukaryota; Viridiplantae; Streptophyta; Magnoliopsida; Malpighiales; Euphorbiaceae. Gene Ontology annotation, molecular function: mRNA binding. Gene Ontology annotation, cellular component: cytosol; ribonucleoprotein complex. The record is from RefSeq and is a predicted model, not a curated record. Bases 467 to 1846 code for a protein of 459 amino acids. The transcript is spliced from 9 exons.
UCUGUCUCAUGAACGGUUCUGAUCUCAAAUCACUCUGCCAUAUGAUUUCAUGCGGCCAUUCCUAGUCAUACCAUUUCUAUUAACGAAUCACAAACACAUAGAGAGACUCUCCCCUUUCAUAGAUCUAUCAACUUCCUUUGCUUCUCUUCUCUCUCUCUCUGCGCAAAACCCUCUUUCACACUUAUAUCUCAUGAUCUUUUCCUUCUCUCUUUCUCUCCAGCUCCCUGUUUGUGCGCUCGAAAAUCUGCAAGAAUCGAUUUUGUUCUGUUUGAAUUCAUAAACCCAAGAUUUAUCAUAAACCCUAUUCUCGGGGUUUUAAAAAAAAAUCAAGAAACACUGUUAGAUCUGCGGCCUCAUCAGCAUCUUCAUCACCACCAGGAUAAGCCUGCUGUUUUGAAUUUUUGAUCUCCUUGGCUGCGCGCUUUUGUGCAGCAAAUUAAAUCGAAAAUUUUGUUUUUCUUAAAUAAUGGCUAGUCCGUAUCCAGGACCUGUUAGUGCUGUUCAGGUGGGGUCGUACUUUGUAGGGCAGUACUAUCAGGUGCUUCAACAGCAUCCUGAUCUCGUUCAUCAAUUCUAUGCUGAUGCCAGCACCAUGAUUCGUGUUGAUGGGGAUUCAAGCGAGACUGCUUCGACAAUGCUGCAAAUUCAUACUCUUGUCAUGUCCUUAAAUUUUACUGCAAUUGAGAUCAAGACCAUCAAUUCUCUUGAAUCUUGGAAUGGGGGUGUUUUGGUGCUGGUAUCUGGUUCUGUUAAGAAAAAGGAAUUUAGUGGCAGGAGAAAAUUUGUGCAGACCUUUUUCUUGGCUCCCCAGGAGAAGGGGUACUUUGUUCUUAAUGAUAUGUUCCAGUUCGUUGAUGAGGAAAUUAUUUACCAGCAACAUCCACCUUCCAUCUCAUCUGAACAUUUGUACCAGCAAUAUCCUACUCCCGUAUCAUCUGAGGACGCUCAUGACGCUCAACUGAAUUCUUCUAGUCCUCCAGAGCCACCAGUUUCUGACUAUGUUUUGGAGGAAGAGGCCCGGGAGUAUGUGAACUCAGUUCACUUAGAAGAUGAUCCAGUAGACAAUUACAGUCUCCCAGAGCAACAGCAGCAACAGGACUUUGAGACUGAAGUUGUAGUUGAAGAAGCUUCUGUUGAGGAGACACCUGCUUCGUUUCAAAGUGCUGUGAAUGUUGCACAAGAACCUCCAGCUUCUUCUCUGGAGGAACCUGUAGAAGAACCUCCAAAGAAAACUUAUGCUUCUAUUUUAAGAGUUGCGAAGGGGCAGUCAUCAGUUGCUACUCAGUCAUCUGCUAACAAGAGUGUCCCACCUAUGUCAGAUUGGAAUCAUAUACCACCACCCCUUGCUCAGCAAUCAGACUCUGGGUUGUCUCAUGUGCCUGAAUCUGGAUUUGAGGCAACAGAGGAAGGUUUGGGACAAGACGAAGGGGAACCAAAAUCUGUGUAUGUGAGAAACUUGCCCUCCGAUGUUACUGCUGAAGAAGUUGAGCAGGAAUUUAAGAACUUUGGGAGAAUCAAGCCUGAUGGUGUGUUCAUCAGGAAUCGAAAGGACGUGGUUGGUGUGUGCUAUGCUUUUGUUGAGUUUGAAGACCUUGCCAGUGUUCAAAAUGCAAUAAAGGCAUCACCGAUACUGCUUGCUGGAAGGCAAGUCUACAUCGAGGAGCGAAGACCAAAUAGUGGCAUUGGUUCUCGAGGAGGAAGAAGGGGAAGAGGCAGAGGUGGUUACCAAACAGAGGCACCAAGGGGGCGAUUUGGUGCCCGUAGUUUGGGCAGGGGAAGCAAUCAAGAAAGCGGUGACUAUGCAAGAACAAGAGGCAAUGGUUUCUAUCAGCGUGGCACACGAUAAAAGAAAGGUUACUGAGGAACAAGAUGUUCUGAUGCAGGAAGCACUCAGGCCUAAAACCAGGUGUUUUUGAUCUCGAGAUCAUACAAGGUUUUGAGUUAUUAGCUCCUGGCUGAUAUUUUCUUUCAACAUGUACUAUUUGAGGUGUGUCUCAUGUGGAGUAUUUGAGAUGUGUUUUUAAAUGUUAUUGCCUCUGAUUACAUUUCUGAUCCCCUUGAAUGGUUUUAUAUGCAAUUCAAGUGGGAGAUUUUGGUUAAUUUUAAGCGUGAGGGAAUGUGUUGUGUUGGUUUUAUGGGUUAGAAAGGGCUUUUUUUGAUUUCUAAAUCUGAUUUUCUUCUA